Messenger RNA from Callorhinchus milii (elephant shark), 1339 nucleotides. It is a transcript of the gene tmem163a, whose product is annotated as transmembrane protein 163a. The transcript is spliced from 9 exons. Gene Ontology annotation, molecular function: zinc ion binding. Lineage: Eukaryota; Metazoa; Chordata; Chondrichthyes; Chimaeriformes; Callorhinchidae. The record is from RefSeq and is a predicted model, not a curated record. Gene Ontology annotation, cellular component: synaptic vesicle membrane. Bases 162 to 998 code for a protein of 278 amino acids.
CUCUUAAAGGCGCAAAUGAAUACACCGUUCAACCUAGCUCUGGUGAAUGAUUCCGAAGCUUUAUUAAAUGGGCUGCAAGUUAACCCGAUAGCCAACACAACACUCGUUUUACGUGUCCGUCCCCCACACCCCCCGAGCGCCGCACUCUGCCUUCUUUAGCCAUGGAAUCCGCACCUCCGGAUCCGCAGUCUCCCCCCAACCAGACCCCCCCCGCACACGGCCGGUACCCCGCCAUCCCCGGUCAGCACAAGGGACACUUCGACACCGAGAAGGACAACCAAAUGAGGAUCAGUGAAAGCGCUCAGUUCAGUGAUAUGGUGGAGAACAGAGGUUUAUUGGAGAGCAGCCAGAGGCUGAAACCACACGAAGCCCAGAGCUACCGCAAGAAGGCAUUAUGGGUGUCCUGGGUCUCCAUAGUUGUCACCUUAUCCCUGGCUGUGGCUGCCUUCACCGUUUCCAUCAUGCGACAUAGUGCAUCAGCAUUUGGCUUUGCUUUUGAUGCUACAUUGGAUGUAUUGUCUUCGGUGAUAGUGCUUUGGCGUUACAACAAUGCAGCGGCUGUACACUCAGCACACCGGGAAUACAUAGCCUGUGCCAUCUUGGGUGUGAUAUUUCUCAUAUCAACCUUCUGUAUUCUGGCUAAAGCCAUCCAUGACCUUGCUGCCAAGCUGCUUCCAGAAGUGGAUGACUUUCUUUUCAGUGUCUCCAUUAUUAGUGGAAUACUCUGCAGUAUUUUGGCCGUGGUUAAGUUUUUGCUUGGGAGAGUCCUAACCAGUAAAGCCUUGAUAACUGAUGGUUUUAACUCCCUUGUUGGAGGUAUCAUGGGUUUUUCCAUAUUGAUCAGUGCAGAAGUCUUCAAACACCACGCUACUAUCUGGUAUUUGGAUGGAUCUAUAGGGAUUCUCAUUGGAUUUAUCAUUCUUGCGUAUGGAGUGAAGCUUUUGGUGGAUACGAUUCCUCGUGUAAGACAAACUCACAACUAUGAGACCUUUGAAUGAUGAAAAGGUGCGGUGAUGGCACAAUCUUCUUGUAGAACUAAAAAAAACUUAGAAUAAAUCUAUCAAUCUAAUCUAGGCAAUAGUAGUGACUGUUUGAAAAAUUGCUGCUACGGAACGAUUUCUCAAUUGUAGCCCAACAGAACAUAACCAUGAACUAAUCAGAUAUUGAUGUUAUAUACACUGGACAUCAUUCUGUUGUAUGCGGAAGAAAUUGAUAAUCUUUUGUAUUUAUGUUAAAAACUAUACAGGGUAAUGUAGUAAAGUGCGUAUACCAGUGUUUCCUACUGUGCUGUGCAAAUGAGAACUGAUGUGGUCAAGUGAAAUAUAAUGGUUCAAUUUGU